Molecule: messenger RNA, 1699 nt
Organism: Gymnogyps californianus (California condor)
Lineage: Eukaryota; Metazoa; Chordata; Aves; Accipitriformes; Cathartidae
Gene: GDF15
Product: growth differentiation factor 15
Exons: 2
Coding region: 44-1186 (380 amino acids)
Biological process (GO): SMAD protein signal transduction
Cellular component (GO): extracellular region
Molecular function (GO): growth factor activity; cytokine activity
Source: RefSeq, a predicted model, not a curated record
UUUUGCAAAUAAAUCCCCCCCGGGAUUGCCGGCUGCCUGCGCGAUGCCGAGGGCGUUGCGGGAUGUCGGGGCCGCCCUCACCUGCCUCCAGCUCCUGCUGCUUCUCGCCGGCGUGGAGCUGAGGCCCCACGCGUGGGACGAGGACAGGCUCCAGCUGGAAGCCAUCAAAAAGGGGAUCCUGGAGCGAUUGAGGAUGCCCGCUCCACCCGUGAUCCGGCACCGGCUGGACCAGGAGAGCAUCCGGAGAGCGCAGCGGCUGUACCAGCAGAAAGUGGCUGAGCUGACGGGGAACCGGAGCCGGGAGGAGGAGGGAGCUGUGCCCGGGACCGGGCGCCUGCAUCGCCUGACCCCCACACUGCUGCGCUGGCCGGACAUCCCCCGGGGACAGCAGGACCCCCGGGGACAGCAGGACCCCCAGGGAGACCAGGACCUCCAGGGAGACCAGGACCCCUGUGGUCCCUACCGCUACCAUCUCCUCCUCUCCCGCACCGAGGCUUUCCACCGGCAGCUCCGGGUGAUGCAGGCGGAGCUGAAGCUCUUCAAGCAGUCGCUGGCAUCCCCCGGCAUGUCCCCUCUCGAUGCCUCAGUGCCCCCCCGGGUCAGCAUCUACAUGCUAGGGGGGGCUCACGGGACCCCCCAGCUCCUGCGUAGCCAAGAGCUGGACCGCGAUGCCCUGAGCCUGGACCUCACGGCGGCCAUCCAGCCCUGGGCUGCCGGUCCCGAAGACACGCUGCGCCUGGAGCUGGCCUUCACGGCCGACGUCUCAGCCUUGCUGGCCACCUCGGGGGGCGAGACGCUGGUGCUGGAGGUGGAAACCCAUGAGACCACGGGUCGGAGGGCCAGGAGAGCCCGGGGGCUGGAGGAGGAGUGCGGGAAGAGCGAUGGGAAGUGUUGCCUCAAGUCGCUCAAGGUCUCCUUCCAGGACAUCGGCUGGUCGGACUGGGUCAUUGCCCCCAACAGCUACUACAUGAGGUUCUGCGAAGGUUCCUGUCCCCACAACUACAAGCCAGCCAGCAUGCACGCCCAGAUCAAAGCCCGCAUGCACUCCCUCUCCAAAGCCACCCCACCGCCCUGCUGCGUCCCCGCCGGCUACGACCCCAUGGUGCUGAUGCACUACGACGGCGAGGGCAGGCUGGUCUCCAGCCUCUUCGAGGACAUGCUGGUCACCAAGUGCCACUGUGCCUGAUGGCAUCGCCGCCGCCUCGGACUGGGACCCAUCACUGCCUGGAUGGGACAGAGCCUGCCCGCCUCCCGGCAGCUCCGGCAUCCCAAAAAACAGACCCAGUGGCACGAAGUGCCUCCACACCGGCCACGACUCCGCUGUCCGACUCAGCCCCGGGGGUCUCCGGUUGCGAACCCCACCUCCACAGGCCACAAUAACUUAUUCCCCCCUCUCUUCCCUUAUUUAAAACUGUAUUUUAUUUGAUGGGUGGAUCCUUCCCACCGAGAGAGCCCGAACGGGCCGGGGUCGGUCUGUCCCCGGGUGGCCGCAGCCCACCCCAUGUCUGAGCAUCAUCUCUUCUCUGCUUAGAGACUUAUUUAUACAACCCCCUUAUUUAUUGCUAACUUAUUGUAUUUUAUAGCAAAAUACCUUUUUUGGGUAAGUUUUUUUUGUGUGUGUGUGUGUAUUUGUAUUUUAUAUAUUUCUAGAAAACAGAAAUAAUGUAAUAAAGUAAAUGAAUAAAGUGAUGGGAACGAG